Molecule: messenger RNA, 1620 nt
Organism: Acaromyces ingoldii
Lineage: Eukaryota; Fungi; Basidiomycota; Exobasidiomycetes; Exobasidiales; Cryptobasidiaceae
Product: alpha/beta-hydrolase
Exons: 2
Coding region: 394-1551 (385 amino acids)
Source: RefSeq, a predicted model, not a curated record
UCGAGGGGCAUGUCGGCGGGCACAUCGACGGCCAGCGUCGGCCGCGCCGGUAUCCCCACGGAUGCCAUCUCGACGUCGGCCAUGAUGCAAUGCAAACCACACUGCUGCUACUGCCUCAGCCUGCGACCCUCUCUCGUAAAAGCAAGUGAGUGGAUGGGUGCGUGGAACUGGGAAUGGCGAUGAGAGAAGAGGAAAUAAAUAAAUAAUCCAUCGAGAGGCGUGUUGCAACACGCGCGCGCUUUGGCCGCUUUUUGAAUCGGCGCGGCCGAGAGAAAAAGAGCCAUUGUUAGGAGUGCAGCAGUUGGGAAAGUCUCGAGGCGGUGAGUUGCAGGCGCUCUUUGCUCAUCACUUCUGGACAAGCGAAGCGGAAGAAAGGCGAGAGAGGAGCCUGGCAUGCCGCUUUUCAAGAGCAAGAAGAGCAAGCCAAGUCUCGCUGCACCAGCACCAUACGACAACAGCGGCGCAUGGCCCGCCGGUGGUCCCGAUCGCGGUCCGAAUGAGCUGCACGCCGCGCCCCACCAUUUGCCUCCGCCGGCAGGAGCAGCGACGCACGCUCGGGCAGGCUUGGCCAAUGACGAGAUUCAGACCGAUGAAGAGCUGCCGAAUAAGCCGUAUAAGUACGCGCCGGAGCUCUCCAAGACGGGGAUCAACGUGGGCGGCCUUCCGGUCAAUGUGUUUGGCCUAAGCGAACUCACGCCCUCGACGUCUCGUGCGCUGCGUCCGCGCGUCCCAGACGUCGCCGUGGUGAUCCACAUGCAUGGCCGAGGCGGGAGCGCCGACAACGAAGAGCGCAUCGUGCGCCACCUGUGGGACUGUGUGAACCGCAGCAAGGCGCAUACGCAGCGGCAGAGGCUGCCGCUCGGUGACCAGGCGGGGGGAGACCAGCGCGAGUUUCUCCUUGUCAGCUUCGAUGCGCGCAACCACGGCCACCGUUUGACAGAUGCCGUGGGCCAAAAGGGCUGGAAGCAGGGCAACAAACGGCAUGCACUGGACCUCUACUCGAUGAUCCGGGGCACGGCGCAGGACGUCAGCCACCUCGUCGACAUGCUGCCCUCCUACCUCUUUCCGCAAUCGGACCGCGAGGUGGUGCAGUGGUGCGUGACGGGCAAGUCGCUCGGCGGGCAUGCCGCCUGGCACGUCCUCGCAAACGACCCACGGGUCACCGUCGGCGUGCCCUUCAUUGGCUGUCCUUCGUACGCGAACCUGCUGGCAGACCGCACAAAGACAUCCUUUGUCACCAAUGGACCCCCCUAUGUCCCCCAUGCACUCGCACAGCUCGUCAGGCAAACCGACCCUGCCUCGAGACCUUACUGGGAGCACGACGCCCGUGUCAAUCCCUUUUACGGUAAAAAGAUCUGCAUAUGCUCGGGCGCAAAUGACAAGCUGGUGCCCUGGCGCUGUUCGCGCGAAUUCGUCGAGAACCUCGUCGUGGGACCAACGCAAAGGCCAAGCGACGGACUCAAGGUCGUCCUCGUCGAAGGCGCAGGCCACGAAGUGACUGAAGGCAUGAUCGAGGAAGCUGGAGAGUGGAUCUAUGCUUGGAUGCGGUAAAAGAAGGACACCCUGGAAUUGUUCCCUUGCAUUGUAAUUAUAUCUGUACAUGAUGUGUAAUGGGCACUC